Galendromus occidentalis (western predatory mite) is the source of this 1884-nucleotide messenger RNA. RefSeq names its product CREB-regulated transcription coactivator. Gene Ontology annotation, molecular function: cAMP response element binding protein binding. The record is from RefSeq and is a predicted model, not a curated record. Gene Ontology annotation, biological process: positive regulation of transcription by RNA polymerase II; protein homotetramerization. Gene Ontology annotation, cellular component: cytoplasm; nucleus. NCBI's taxonomy places the organism in Eukaryota, Metazoa, Arthropoda, Arachnida, Mesostigmata, Phytoseiidae. Bases 1 to 1803 code for a protein of 600 amino acids. The transcript has 8 exons.
AUGGCGGCCAACCCGAGAAAAUUCAGCGAAAAAAUCGCUCUUCACACUCAGAAGCAGCUCGAGGAAACGGCCGCCUUUGAGCAGAUCAUGCGUGAAGUAUGCGCUACGAGGGUAAGUCGAAUAUCGAUAGCAGAAGGCGCGUCAGAUCCAGCUGGAGUUUCGAAACCAGCUGCGGCAGCCGAUGGAGGUCACCUCAACAUUCCGGAUCGGGCGCUGGGUGCUUUCCGAGGAGGCUCGUUGCCUAACGUCAACCAAACAACGGCCAGCGCGGGAGCCGGCCAGGCCAACUCAUCGCAGAAGGAUUCCCAGAUCGACCUACAGGGAGCUCUUAGCCACUUGGAGAGCAUGAAACGAGGAGAUGUGAGCCCGUCUCGAGGUAGAAGCCAUCACCGGCAGAGAGCGGCUACGGCCGGCUCUCACCAUAGGUAUGAAGUGUCCCCCUACUCGUCGUCCAACUAUCUGUCACCGCCCCACGAGUCCAACUGGCGAAGGACGAACUCGGACUCAGCGAUAAAUCAGAGUCCAUCGAGAGAGAACUUCCAACAGGCCGGCUCACCGUCGCACCGGAGAAGUACAGUGAACUCGUGUUCGCAAUCCGAAGUCAUGCAGCAGCUGGGCAUGUACGAAUUCGACCAAGCGCCGUGUCGGCCCCGUUCCGCCGAAGUGGGUCCUCGUGGUCCGAUGGGAUUUGCGCAAGCGCCAAGUCCCGUUCACCUGUCCCCACCGCUCGGAUUGAACGGUCACUCCCCUCACUCGGGCUCCCUGCCCGAUUUGACCAAUUUGCAUUUUUCAAAUACAAACUCGGCUUUGUCAAACCACGUGUCUGGUGUGGCCAGCCUCGACGGCUCUCCUGAGAGCAUCUACAGUGACUAUCACGACUCCCACGAUUAUCCGCAGGGCUCUCCAGUCCGGUCGGUCCACGACACCAGCAAUGGGUCCGGAUCGCGACUGGUGAACCCUCAAGUCUCACCGCCCAGGAUUACCGUCGAGGGCUUAACGCUAGACACAAUAGCGCUGUCGUUGGAAAAUAGCUACCAGGGCGGAGUUGGUUCCCCUUACUCCGAAGCUGGUCCGUGCUCUCCUUUAGCGUCAACGCCGCCGUCGCCGCUCAAUAAUCCUCCAGGACCAACGCAGCAGGCUGUUUCCUCAUCUCAGGGAUCAAACCCACCCGGAAUCAGUCAGCACAACAAUCAGGUCCCCCAGAUGACUCCAACCUAUCAACAGCAACCGUCACCUCAAGCCCAUUUCGACAUGAUGUCGGGUAACUGUAGCUCCCCUAUGGUGGGCGGAGGUAACGGCAACUAUAGAAUGAGCAAUGGAGCGGCUGUCCAAAACGCGAUGUACGAUUUGUACUACAACAACUUGGCCGACUUAGAUAAGCUGAACCAAGCAUCCCCCGACCUAGGACACUCCCCAGCCCUUCAGAGUUAUUACGACAGCAAUCUCCAGAGUCCAGGCUCUACUGGAAUCCCUGAUAUCAUUCUUACUGAGCCCGGAGCUUGCUUGGACGAGUGCAGUAAUAACUCGGCGAAGGUACUGUCGUCUUCAGUCGGUAGCGGAGGACAGUAUUUCACGCCAUCACCUUCCCCUACCGGGUCACCUUUGCCCCAUUCACCGAACCCCCCGGAUCUCCAGUCAAUGAAUCAGCUCAAUAAUUCGGCGCCAAGUUUAGAUUCGAUGAUCAAUUUCGACUCGGAGUUUUUCCAAGGCGACCAGAUCGACCUCGAAGGAUUGCAGUUGCUGCCCGAGCAAGAAGCCGCGAUUCUGGCGGCUGUGGGCGGAGCGCAAGGAUUCACCUCAUAAUCGAAGCGAUAUCACCGCAGAGAUAUCACCGCUCGCCCCCGAUAGUGCAUCCAUCGAUUGCGACAGCAACAGAGACGACAU